GCCCUGUCACUGUGCGAGCAGGAGAGGGAGGGUCAACAUGGCGUCUGAACAGGAGAGCUCCAAUGGGCCCGUGAAGAAGUCCAUGCGAGAGAAGGCGAUAGAAAGACGUGGUAUCAACAAGGAACACAACAGUAACUUCAAAGCAGGCUAUGUACCCAUAGAAGAGGAGCGUCUUCAUAAGACAGGGCUGAGAGGACGCAAGGGAAACAUGGCUGUCUGCGUUGUUGUCCUCCUCUUCCUCCUCGCCUUAAUCAACCUCAUUAUCACUCUGGUAAUAUGGACAGUGAUACGUAUUGGUCCAAAUGGGUGCGACAGUAUGGAGUUCCAUGAGACCGGCCUGCUACGCUUCAAACAGAAGGCAGACAUGGGCAUUGUUCACCCACUGCACAAGAGCACAGUAGGAGGCCGCAAAGACCAGGACCUGGUUCUUGUUGGCAACAAUAAUCCGGUUGUGUUCCAGCAAGGCACUACUAAGCUGAGUGUAGAGAAGGACAAGACCUCAGUCGUCAGUGAUGUUGGCAUAUCCUUCACAGACCCUCGCACGCAGACCACAUUCUUCAGCACAGACUUUGAAAACCACGAGUUCCAUUUGCCCAAAGGAGUCAAAGUUCUCAGUGUCAAAAAGGCCUCCACAGAAAGGAUCACCAGUAGUGCAGCGUCUGACCUGAACAUUAAAGGCGACAGCAAGGCCAUCAUUCGUGGAAAUGAGGGCGUCAACAUCAUGGGCCGCACUGUAGAGUUCAAGAUGGGCGGAGGCAUCGAGCUCAGGGCUGAGAACAGCAUCGUCCUCAAUGGAUCGGUCAUGUUCAAUGCUACACGCAUCCCUAACUCCGCGGGAGAUGUGUAUUUCGAUGAAGGCAUGGAGAGGUAUAAGCUCUGCAUGUGUGCAGAUGGGACUCUGUUCCGUGUGCAGGUGAAAUAUCCCAACAUGGGCUGCCAGACUUCAGAUAACCCGUGUAAAAAAGCUCACUAGGAGACUUGACUGGAGUCUGCUCUUACAUCUCCCUACAGUCUGUCACCACUGAAGUCAGAUUACAAAUUUGCAUAUAUAUAGAAAAUUCUAUAGGACAUUCAUCAUGACUUGCACAUUAUGAUACCUCUGCAGGAGACCUGAUAAAUUCUGUAUUCCUUAUUUUGUUUGCCAAACAGGAAUUGUGUUACAGAUCAUUGCCACUUGGCCAAAGAUACAAACACACAUGCAAGUGCUGAAGUAUUUUUAUUGUUCUGCAGGUGUGCCAACUUUAUCUAAAAUGAAAUAAUGCCAUAUCAGUGCGUAACACUUUAACAUACUGUCUUUUACACUGCCUACUGAUUAAAAGAAACUACAGUAUUUACUUUUUGCCUUACCGUCCAGUAUUACCACUAUACAGACCUUGCAAAGGGGUUGUGUAGGAUCUUAUUUGCUCAUUGUUCUGGCAGCUUUGUUUGAUAUUUUUGUUUUAUUAUAUUCACUGACAGGCGUGAGACACUACAUGAUUAUUAUAAUGAUUUAAGUAAUAUUAAAUUUGAGAUAAACUGAAAAACACAAGGUAUAUUUUAAGCCAUCCAGUAAAACUGAGUAGGUCUCUUUGUUGGACUGUCCAUAAUGCACGUGCCAAUGGAUUUACAAGGGAUGAUAUAGAAUAUAAUAUUUAUGUAAUAUUCUAAUUUUGUUGCAAAACAUUUUUUUACGACAAAAUAAUACAAUAUUGACAAACAGAAGGAGAGUGUGUGCACUAAGUUAUGCUACAGAUUAAUGCAAAUCUCUUUAAAUGUUGAUGAAUGUCAGGAAAGCUUAAAUCAGUAGCGUGGUUUGAAGCCUAUAUUGAGUGGUUUGAAUUUUGUGCAAUAUAUAUAGUAUAAAAGAUUUGACACUCAUUUUUGCUUUGGAUUGUCUUGUCUGUUUUAUAAUGUUGAGAAACGUCAUGAAGUAGUCGCUCUCAGAGAAUCACAGAUGUUGUCUGUUGUGUUUUUGAUCAGCUAAAUAAAAAAAAAAAAAAAAAAUGUCAAUCAGCCUUAUUUGAAAAAAAUGUCCAACAUUUCAUUGCUAUGUUUGUUUCAAUAAAGAAACAUGUUGCUAUGUGAAACUU
Messenger RNA from Epinephelus lanceolatus (giant grouper), 2069 nucleotides. It is a transcript of the gene sgcb, whose product is annotated as sarcoglycan, beta (dystrophin-associated glycoprotein). Gene Ontology annotation, cellular component: sarcoglycan complex; sarcolemma. The record is from RefSeq and is a predicted model, not a curated record. NCBI's taxonomy places the organism in Eukaryota, Metazoa, Chordata, Actinopteri, Perciformes, Serranidae. Gene Ontology annotation, biological process: muscle organ development.